GUCACAGCACCUUUAAAGGGAGAAUGGGUUAGAAGGUGUUUCCAUGGGAUUCAGAGACACUCGGUACUUGGUGCCAAAGCCCCUCAGAUUCUUAUGCUCCUCCAAAGGCGAGAGAGGAGAAGAAGAAAGCUUGCUGUAGUCCCUUCCUAUUGCUGAGUCAUUAACUUCUUUUUGCUGAGUCAUUCUGCAGCUGUGUCUGACAAACCAGGAGACAGACAAGCAGGAAGGCUCAAGACCAUGGAACUAAAGUGGCUGCUGUGUGUGACAUUGCUGAUACUUGGGUUAGUUGAUGUCCACACACAUGAUGGGGAAGAUGACCAUGGUGGUGAUGUAAUUGAUAUUGAGGAUGACCUGGAAGAUGGUGUUGAGGAGGUAGAAGAGUCAAAGCCGGAAGCCAGCAGCCCUCCUCCAUCCCCAAAGGUUACCUACAAGCCCGCAGUUCCAACAGGAGAGGUUUAUUUUGUGGAAAACUUUGAUAAGGGAACCCUGGAAGGAUGGGUUCUUUCCAAGGCCAAGAAGGAUGACACAGAUGAUGAAAUUGCAAAAUACGAUGGUAAAUGGGAAGUAUUGGAAAUGAAGGACACCAAACUUCCAGGGGACAAAGGACUAGUACUGAUGUCCCGGGCCAAGCAUCAUGCGAUCUCUGCCAAACUGACAAAACCCUUCAUAUUUGAUACCAAACCCCUCAUUGUACAGUAUGAAGUGAAUUUCCAAAAUGGGAUUGAGUGUGGUGGUGCCUAUGUGAAGCUGCUUUCUAAAACCACCGAGCUGAACCUGGAUCAGUUCCAUGACAAAACUGCCUACACAAUCAUGUUUGGUCCUGAUAAAUGUGGAGAAGAUUAUAAAUUACACUUCAUCUUUCGGCACAAGAACCCCCAAACCGGCAAGUAUGAAGAGAAGCAUGCAAAGCGUCCAGAUGCAGAUCUGAAGACCUACUUUACCGAUAAGAAGACCCACCUCUAUACUCUGGUCUUGAAUCCUGAUAAUAGUUUUGAAAUCCUGGUUGAUCAGACUGUGGUGAAUAGUGGGAAUCUCCUAAAUGAUGUGACUCCUGCUGUGAACCCACCCCGAGAGAUUGAGGACCCAGAUGACCAGAAACCAGAGGACUGGGAUGAGAGACCCAAGAUUCCAGACCCAGAUGCUGUUAAACCAGAGGAUUGGGAUGAGGAUGCUCCUGCAAAGAUUCCAGAUGAUGAUGCUGUGAAGCCAGAAGGUUGGCUGGAUGAUGAGCCAGAAUAUGUAGCCGAUCCUGAUGCAGAGAAACCAGAGGACUGGGAUGAGGAUAUGGAUGGAGAGUGGGAGGCACCUCAGAUUGCAAAUCCCAAAUGUGAGUCAGCCCCUGGCUGUGGUACCUGGCAACGACCUAUGAUUGACAAUCCCAACUACAAAGGCAAAUGGAAGCCUCCUAUGAUUGAUAACCCCAACUACCAGGGAAUCUGGAAGCCCAGGAAGAUCCCAAACCCAGAUUUCUUUGAAGAUCUAGAACCUUUCAGAAUGACUCCCUUCACUGCUGUGGGCCUUGAAUUAUGGUCAAUGACCUCUGACAUCUUCUUUGACAACUUUAUCAUCUGUUCAGACCAAGUCGUGGCAGAAGAUUGGGCCAAUGAUGGUUGGGGUCUAAAAAAGGCAGCUGAUGGUGCUGCUGAGCCUGGUGUUGUGGGCCAGAUGAUGGCAGCUGCUGAAGAGCGUCCCUGGCUGUGGGUAGUAUACAUCCUAACUGUGGCUCUACCUGUGUUCCUUGUUGUCCUCUUCUGCUGUUCUGGAAAGAAACAGCCAAACGCUGCAGAGUACAAAAAGACUGAUGCUCCUCAGCCUGAUGUGAAUGAAGAGAAAGAGGAGGGGAAAGACAAGGCAGAUGAGGAGGAGGAGGAAGAGGAGGAGGAAGUGGAAUCAAAUGAAGACAAGCUGGAAGAGAAGCAAAAGAGCGAUGCUGAUGUUGGAAGUGCUAGUCAAGAGGAGGAAGAGGAUGAGGAGGAAGAAGAUGGAAAACCCACAUCAGAGGAGGAAGAAAGCAUGAAUAGAUUGAAAAAAUCGUAAGAACUUCAUCUAUGAUUAUUUUUCCCCCCCACAUGGUUCUGGGAGAGGACCUUGGAUACCUUAUGUUGAAACUCAGACAAACCUCAAGACUUCACCAUCCGCAGGUUCCAGUCACACUAUCCAAUGUAACUGAGUGUCUAGCAGUAAAAUAUUUGCAAUCAUCUGUUUAAAGAGAACAUCAUUCCUGUAGAAAGAUGCAUUUAAUGUAAUGGGCUGUGGAUUUUGAAAUGUAACAAAACUAACCUUUUAUUUUUGUUUUUAAAUAGAUUGGUAGAACUUUGCCAGUCUCUCAACCUUAGCUUAAUUUAAUGUAUUAAUCGAUCAAUGAAAAAUAACAAAUCUAGAAAAAUGUUAGUUGAUGAAAUGCAGUUUUUAUAACUUUAUUUUUUUUUAUAAACAUGGAAAUUCCUGGCAAUGCCUGUGUAUCCCUUAAAUUUGGUCAUCAUGUCAGUUGUCAGUGGCUACAUUGACUCUUUUUUUAAAUCCUCUCAAAUAAGGAAAUUAGGGGUGGGAAGGAAGUUAAAGUCCAUGUAAAGAAACUAUAUAACUAAGAUGUGUUAACGUUCCCAAGAAAGCCCUCUCAUUUAUUUGUUGAGGGAGAAGCAUAGGUAGGCCAUGAAAUAAGUGUUGCCCAUGGCUGUUGCCCAGUUAAGUGUUCACAAUUGGCCUAAGGUAGUGGGGGUAGGUUUUACUAUGGUACUUAGCCUUGCAAGACUCACAGAGGCCGGAUGUCUGAUUUCUUUAGUUCUUGAGCUUUUCUCAAUAGGGCAGUGGGUGUUUGGGUUUAAAAAAAUAAAUUAUACACACUUUUCCCUUCCUCCGGCCCUAGCUUUCUCUGCUACUAUGCAGAUUCUUCAGAGUGUAGGUUGGCCUCCAUUGCUGAAGAUUACUUUGUGCUUGGCUCACAAUCAAACUUUUAUAGGUGGCUCUUUUUUCUUUUUUCUUUUUUUUUUUUUUGGUGGGGCAAAGGGGUGCUUUUGUUUAAGCUACACAUACUUCUUUCCAGGGUCCAAACACUGGAUACGACAGUGUCCCUAAUCUCCUUAUUGUUACCGCUGUAUGUAAACGCCUGCACAGAGACAGGGAGGUGGGAAAAGAAUAGGCAGGUUGACCUAAAGACUCAUAUCAGAAGCAAAGAUGUCAGUAUUUUUAGAUGGGGAAGGAGCAUGUGGAAUAACCUACCUGGUAUGUGUAACCAUUUGAGUCUUUCAUCUGCUCUUCAUGUAACAGUUGCAUUCUAAAUUAUAUUGUGAAUAUAGGGGGGUUCCAAAUCCAGCUAAAUAAAUUUUGUUUUAAAAUGUCAUGUCUAGUAUACUAUACUGUUCUAAAGUUUUUUUGUUUCGUUGUGGAAUGCAAAUGACCACCACCAGAGCAUACCUCUAAGAGGGUAAACUCUGAUGCUUUCAUUAGUGUACCAAAAUGUAUUAGAGAGGGAAGGUUAAUGUCUACAUAGACUAGCUUUUUGCCCUCUUUGUUCAAAAUAACUUUAAAUGUCCUAAAUUGCUCUCCUUGGACUGAAUAGAAACACUCCCAUGUUCCAUUUGUGUUUUUGUUUCGGGUACAGUAGAAAGUGAAGAGCAAUUACCCCAAUUUUUUAAAACCAUCUUACCAAUGUCUAACAUUUAAAAACAAAAACUCCGGCUGCCUGUCCUUAACCAAGAGAGUUGUUGUUGUGGUGUUUUUUUUUUUUUUUAAAUACCAGUGGCUGUAAAUGCAUAGCAGGAUUGCUUGACCACUCUGUAGUGUGCAAAUAGAACAUGGUAAGUUUAGACUUCUGUUUAGAACGACUUACUUCUAGAAAUCUGACCCCUCUCCAAACACUUUUUAAACACUGCAUCUUUCCCUCUCCAAAAUAGCUUCUGCUUUGCUGUUGGAAGCUGUCAUGUUUUAUAGGCACUGCUUUUAAUUUAAUUCUUCUUGGCUCUCAAGAUGGCUUUUAUAGAGGAGCGGUACUAUUCAUGACUUAGUUCCUCCCAGAUAAAAAUAGUGUAGAUGGCCUCUGGUGGUCAGCUACCAUCUCGGGCACAAUUUACAAACCUAUUUUAAUGCACUUCAGUUAAUGCUGUUUUUAUCUUCAUGUACAAACUGCCUUAAUUUCCAGUACCUUUCUCCUAUACACACACACUCUUCCAAAAUACUACUAGAGGUGAAAUUCUGAAACGCUUUUCAGACAUCAGUUAUUAAAUGGUAUUGCAUUAAAGCUGAGUGUUCAAGUCUUUUUGCUUCUACUGGACCUCUUUGAAAGGGUCUCCUGUUGGCAUGUGAUGACUUUCUUUGGUACCAUAGUGUAAAUUUUGAAUAGUCACUAUAUUAAAUGGUGAAUCUCCACAAUGGAUAGAAAAACUUCAGUUUUUAAGAUUUUUGUCAUGGCAUCUAACUUUGCCUCCAGUGUUAAACUGCAAGCCUCUUUUGAAUAGAUAAAAGAAUAUGAUGCCAGCUUCAUUAAAAGGGUUGUCAUUGUUAGCUGUCCACUUCCAGGUAAAAAGAGAAUAUAUUUAUUAAGGCUAACAGUAUUUUCUGAAUACCUGAAGCUCCAGUUGUCUCCCACCUGUGACUUGGAACAGUUAGUGACUCUUAAAAGUACUCGGAAAGAAGUCUGUAUUUUAGUAAGUGUAAGGGAGUUCGACUGCACAUAAAGUGCAGUGGUAAAUGGACCUCUUAUAAAGGGUGGUCUUUGGCCUUAUAUAGUAAAACCUGAAUUCUCUCCCCUUUUUAAAUGAAGAAAUGUUGUGUUAGAUAACUGGUUCUACAGAGCCAAAAGACUCUCUACCAUAGAUUUGAGUGUCAGACUGUUCACUUGGCAUUUUUAAUAUCUGAAAUAGUAAAGAGUAUUUUGGAAAUACUGAAAAAUAGUUGUCUUGGAAUUGUGAUCAGUGAAAGGAGGUAAAGGAAACAUAGCAAACUUACUAAUAUUUUCUUAGUAAAAUGUAAGUGGGGAUGUAAACUGGCCUUUCAGAGUGUUUGGUUAUCCAGUGAAUUAACAGAACUUGAGAAUGUGGAUUUUUAAAUGUAUUUGACAAUGUCUAAGAUUUGGAUCUCUGGGAUGGAGAGGGUAUUCUUACAAAUACUCAUUACUGGUAAACAAGUUUUAUCUCCUCUACAUAUGGCUCCACUCAACCUGUGGCAGCAAACAUGGUGCUAGUGACCAGUUUCUCUGCACCCCUCUGCCAUCCCCAUAUGCACUUCUCUAAAUGCCAGUAUUGCCUCCAUAAAUGGUUUCAAAAGCAAAAUCCUCAAGUGUUGCUAAAUGAGAACUGUGACUUCUCUCACAGAAAAGUCCUGUCUGUUUGAAAAAGGAUAAUUGUAGAUGCAGUAUGCAUAUAUAAAUAUAUUGGAUAAGUUAUAAAUGUAAGUUUACUCUGAUUAAUAAAGAAACUUAAAUCUA
This is a messenger RNA of Caretta caretta (loggerhead turtle), 5422 nucleotides long. RefSeq names its product calnexin (gene CANX). Gene Ontology annotation, molecular function: calcium ion binding. The record is from RefSeq and is a predicted model, not a curated record. Gene Ontology annotation, cellular component: endoplasmic reticulum membrane; endoplasmic reticulum. Lineage: Eukaryota; Metazoa; Chordata; Testudines; Cheloniidae. Gene Ontology annotation, biological process: ERAD pathway; protein folding.